This is a messenger RNA of Cuscuta europaea, 838 nucleotides long. NCBI's taxonomy places the organism in Eukaryota, Viridiplantae, Streptophyta, Magnoliopsida, Solanales, Convolvulaceae. The record is from the annotation of a GenBank genome assembly.
GUUUGGCCCAAUCAUUUUUAAAAAGUCCGGAUCUUGUCUUCCAUGCUAGGUAAGGUAGGGUUGAACAAGAAGGACCUUUUCAUUUUUCCGCCUUUCCUCAAUAACCCUGCCGCCCUGCGCUCAAGCCGUUCUUUCUGCUUCAACUUCAUUCAUCAGUGCGCCUCCAAGUCUGCAAUUUUCUUUCUCAUUCAACGGUGCUCUCCCCAAGCAGAGGAAAAGAGACAUGAAGUUCAUCGCCGCAUACUUGAUGGCUGUGCUCGGAGGCAAAGCCAGCCCUUCCGCCGGUGACAUCAAGAAAAUCCUUUCUUCUGUUGGUGCCGAGGCCGAUGACAGUAAGCUUGAGUUGCUCUUGUCUCAAGUUGAGGGGAAAGAUAUCACUGAGUUGAUUGCAGCUGGAAGGGAGAAAUUAGCUUCCGUACCAAGCGGUGGUGGUGGUGGUGUGGCAGCUGUUGCUACUGCACCUUCCAGUGGCGGUGGGGCAGCCCCAGCUGCUGAAGAGAAGAAAAAGGAAGAGAAGGUUGAAGAGGAUACCGACGAGGAGAUGGGCUUUGAUCUUUUUGGAGGAGAUGAUUAGAGUUGUUUUACUUCUAUAUGUUUGUUUGGAUAAUACUAUCAAGUUUUAGCAUCCCUUCCUGUUUUUUACUAAUCUUUUUUCUGCUUAUUGUAUGAUAACAAUAGCUGAAUCAUGAUUCAUGAACCUGACAUCUCCAUCUUCAUUCCCCUUUCAAGCCUAUUUUUGAAAACAAUUUUUAUUAGAACACCAUAUUGUAUAUUUUACUUUGAGUUUCAGUGGUUCUGCUGGCAUUAUUUAUUGAUUUAUUCUCUUCGUACUCUCUAA